AUGUGCUCUGCCCAGGACAAAAGGUAUUUAAUCAAGUUUCUGGCCAAGCUAGACGAGUACGAGGAUGCUAAUAAGAUGACGCCAGGGAACAUCGCCAUCGUGCUGGGACCCAACCUGCUUUGGGAUAACAAUGAAGGGAACAUCACCGAGAUGAUGACAACCGUCUCUCUGCAGAUAGUCAGCAUUCUGGAGCCCAUUAUCCAGCAUGCAGACUGGAUCUUUCCUGGUGAGAUCGAGUUCAACGUGACGGGUAACUACGGCAGCCCCGUGCACACCAACCACAACGCCAACUACAGCUCCAUGCCCUCGCCCGACAUGGACCACUCCGAACGCAAGCAGUCGGACCAGAGCCGCCGCCCGCUCAGCGUCGCCACCGACAACAUGAUGCUGGAGUUCUACAAGAAAGACGGCAUUAGGAAAAUCCAGAGCAUGGGGGUGCGGGUGAUGGACACAUCGUGGGUGUCGCGGCGCGGCUCAUCGUCGGCACGGAAGACCUCGUCGACCCCGCCGAGCCUCCAGGGCCCCUGCCUGCCCGGGGAUGAGUUUGGGGAUCUGUACGCCUCCCCCUCCCCCACACCCCCGGGGGGCAGCAGCGACCGCGUCAGUACUUUGAAGAACAAGGAACUCUCCCCUGUGAUUGGCCAGAAAGCCAUGCAGUCAGCGCCAUCUAGUGGACACUCGCUGUGCACUGAUCAGAGUCCUCACACUCUACGGAAAGUCUCCAAGAAGCUUGCCCCCAUCCCCCCUAAAGGCUCCUACCCUCCGUCCGACCAGUCCACCGGACAGCCCUCGCCCAUCAGCCUGUCCCCGACCCCGCCGAGCACGCCGUCCCCCUACAGCUUCAGCUACCCGCAGGGCUACGCCACCAUCGCCUCGCCCAGCCAGUGCCAGUCGCAGGCCACCACGCCCCCCUCCUUCUCCGCCAGCUCCACCGGCACCCUGCCCAAGGCCCGGCCUGCACCCAAACCCCGCCAGCGGCCCAGCCUGCCCCCGCCGCAGCCCCCCAGCACCCCGGGCUCCUCCCCCCUGCCCCUGGAGCACGGCGGCCUGCUGGAGGGGCUGUCCCCUGGAGAGAGCAUGUCAACCGAAUCUUUCUGCAACCUGGACAUUCCCGCCAUCAACGUGGAGCUGGACGGCAUUCUGGAGGUGGCGUACGGCGCCCUCCACAGGCACUCUGUGGUCAUGGCGGCCGUGGCGCUGGAGGCCUCGGGCAGGGCGGAGCCAGAGGAGGACUCAGAGAGCACGGCAUUAUGACAUCACGACACCCUCACCCAAUCCCAGACCACCUCCACUGCAACCUCAUACACCAACACCCCCUCCACCACUCUUGGAUGCUAUACACCCAACCCAUGUUCUCCACCUGCACAGGAUUGGAUCGCAUCAUCUACUGCAACUACGGAGGCCUGUAGUGCCCAAAAUAGCCCUUCAUACUAGCUUUCCCUACAGACUACGACAUGACAUUGUCAAUAAACAGUAUAUAAGAUCAAUAUGAAAACAGUGUACAGAAACCAGAAGUACCACUGGCAGAACACAACCGUGAUGCAUCAACAGAGGACACAAAGUCAGUUCUUUUUUUUAAACAUCGUAACAAGUUUUUUAAUGUUGUUAUUUUUUCUGUUGUUUGUGUCUUUAUCUUUUUCUUUGCCUUACCUAUUUUGCCUUUAAUGACCUACGAAGACGGAGCAGAGCUGCAGAGAAAUUAAAUAAAAGACACUUAAGGCAUCUUUAGCGCUCUCUUUCACGACAGCUAAUCUGAUUUCCCUGCACGGUGUCGGUGAGGUCACAAUGAACAUGGCAUCUGUUCUAUCCAAUCGGGUUUCUGCUCUCAGGAGUUGGCCAAUCAGAACAACUUCCCUUUCGCUCAUUGUCCAGUGAAGUAGUGGGUAUGUCAGGUAAUGCAUAAAUUCUAAGAAUGUCCACAAAAUAAAUAGUUUAUGAUAUAACCACAAGAUGACACACUUUAAAAAAUAUAUAAGAGGAAAAUAGGAGCAACAUGACUUUAUUUUCGAAGCUGGGUUAAACAUUUAAGUUGAAGGUGUAUAUACAAAGAGAUGGGGUUUGAAUAGGGAGGGGGUAAAGAUGUACUGUGGGAAAAGAUACAUAAUCUGGUUGUUGAAAAUGGUUGAGUAUUAGACAAUUGUGUGUGUGUGUCUGUGUGCAUGUUUGUUUUAUGUGUGUGUGUAUGUGUGUGUGUGUGUGUGUGUGUGU
Clupea harengus (Atlantic herring) is the source of this 2208-nucleotide messenger RNA. Its product is annotated as rho GTPase-activating protein 44-like. The transcript has 9 exons. The record is from RefSeq and is a predicted model, not a curated record. The coding region runs from base 1 to 1254 and encodes 417 amino acids. Gene Ontology annotation, molecular function: GTPase activator activity; protein binding. Gene Ontology annotation, cellular component: leading edge membrane; cytoplasm; dendritic spine. Lineage: Eukaryota; Metazoa; Chordata; Actinopteri; Clupeiformes; Clupeidae. Gene Ontology annotation, biological process: negative regulation of Rac protein signal transduction; positive regulation of GTPase activity; regulation of actin cytoskeleton organization.